Messenger RNA from Fusarium odoratissimum NRRL 54006, 2665 nucleotides. RefSeq lists its product as uncharacterized. The record is from RefSeq and is a predicted model, not a curated record. Lineage: Eukaryota; Fungi; Ascomycota; Sordariomycetes; Hypocreales; Nectriaceae. The coding region runs from base 724 to 1587 and encodes 287 amino acids. The transcript is spliced from 6 exons.
CAAGUUAGCAACCCUUAUUAUAGAGACAUACCUACAUAAGAAUUACGACAUUCACAUCACAACGGAAAUCGCCUUAGAAACGAGGUCAUAUGGUCUAACAGGGCACCAUGAAAGAAGCACCACUUGGGCGACACAAGAUCCAAUAUAGCCUGAGAGGCUGUGAAGAGACAAGUCAUGCGCCGCUGCUGUUGAUCUGAUCCUUUGACGUACGUAGCCUCCACUGGCUUUGAGCGCGUACCUUGCUGUGGUUGUACAAAGUUCUUGCCUGGGAGGCCUUGUUUGGUUAUUUCUCGCAUUUCCUGGUACAAGAUGGCGUACUUAUCUAUGAGUAGAAACAAGGCACGUCGAUGGAAGUCUUGUUAGCUUAAAUCAUUUGGUGUCAUUUGCGGUGUGACGAUCCCAGAGUGUGGCUGUUUAUUCCUCACCUCUCUUACCUACCUUAACCUACCUACCUUACCUACCCUUGCUACCUAGGCCUGCUUCCCCGCAUACCUACAUCAACUAACGUGCCUUGAGAGGAGUGAACCACACCUCCCGUGCAGUAGCAGAAGGUCAAUGUGUAAAUAAUUCUGGGUGUUUAAAUACUUCUUCUCCCCUCCACCCUCUCCAUAUUCUCCCCCUAUCGCUUCUUCGACACCACACACAACUUUGUUUUGACGGCGAACUUCUUUCCUUUCCAUCGACUACAACCUUGAGCCGAGCUCAGCUCUACAGCCCUUCAUCAUGGCAAACUGGCAACAGUACAAUCCCUUUGGUAAGAGGGAAUCCCACUCUAGUAGUGCGAUCCUCACCUACAAGAUUCUUACUCUCGUCACCUGGAUCUUGUCCCUCGUCGUCACUGUCUACUACACCCUCAACCGUCCCGAUGAUGGGCACACAAGAAAUAGAAAGAUCUGGGAGCAGAACCACAUGUAUCGCACUGCCUUUACGCUGAACCCAAUCAUCACAUCCAUCUACUGGAUCGUUCUCUUCAUUCUCCAGGCUGGUUACAUUGGUCACCUAUUCUCGAGCAACUCGGACAUUGUUCACGCUGCUGCCAGCGUUGGAAGCCACUUCAUCUUCAACAACCUCUUCCACUUCGCUUUUGUCAUGCUGUUUGUCCGCUCUCACUUCCACUGGGCUGAGGUCAUUCUCGUUCUCAACUUCAUCAACCUCUCCUCGCUCUACUUCCGCCACAACACGUAUCCCCGAUUCAUUCAUACGCCUGUGGUGUCCGGACCUUUGGCUUGGACCUUUGUCGCAAUUUACUGGAAUGGUGCUCUGAUGGUUCCCCACCCCGACCACCUUGUUGCUCGCAUCUUUGGGAACAUCUUCAUCUGGUCCAUUCUUGUUUAUGGACUUUUUUUCAUCACCAUCUACAAGGAUUACACCAUGGGCUUCUCACUGAGCGUCUUUGCUGCUGCAAUUGGAGUUUCUCAGUUCCUUCACCAGGUGAUUGCUUUCCAGUGGAUCUUUGCCUUUGUCAUCAUGGCUCUGCUUUUCAUCGCCACUGUCGUUGUCGCUGUUCCUGCCGCGACUGGCCGCGAGAUCAACUGGCGCAGUGCCCCUGCUGACCAGGAGCGUGCCCCUCUCCUCGCAGAGAAUUAAAAACAUCAAGCCAUGGAGAGACAUUACCGGGGGAGCGGCGGUGCCCUUUCUCUUGCUUGUCCAACUUCGCACCAUUUCCCCAACAUCGCGUCGCUAUUUCUGCAACUCAAGUCGCCUGCGGUCACUGUUUGUAUUUCUUAGCCGGCCUGUUGCAUGCAUGAUUCCAUAAGCCUUGUCGAAUACGGAGUAAUGAGAUAAUAUGACGUUGAGGAUUUAUCGACAAUCGUCAAACCCUGCAACAUGCGCACGUUUGUUACCGGUUGUAUGUUACCCAAACUUAGGUAGUAAUUGGAGCUUCUUCUCACACAAUACGAAACAUGGUUACAAAUGAUCAACACGAUGCUCACAGCAAAUGCUCACUGACGUAGUGGUGGAGCUUAAUCGAUAAGUUGCCGACGCUAGCGGCUCAUUACCAGGAACUUCAUUUGCGCAGCUGGCCAUCCACCAUCAACACCUGGUCAUGAAGCCUCUGCGGCCUUUUCCUUUCCCUUUGAAUAUCGGGACCGACAUUUGCCAAAUCUCCCGUAUUUACCAUAUACUGUCAGGCCCGCGGGCUCUACGCUUUGUAAACAGAGUUUUAGCCCCUGAAGAGCUGGCGAAGAAAGAUGCACGAUUAAAUGUACUUUACCAGGCGGCAGCGCGUAAGGCUCCAUCACGACGUGCCACAAGCGAAGCCAGCAAAAGCCUUCAGCCACAUGAAUACAUCACAUCAAAGGAUCCUGAACUGUGGAAAUGUGCUGCUUUCAUAGCAGGAAGAUUCGCUGUAAAGGAGGCUACCAUUAAAGCACACCCACACCGUCAUUUGACGUUUCACGAUAUCAUGGUUGAGCGACGGCUUGUGAAGGGCGAGGUAUUGGGCAGUGGCCCGCCAAUUGCGCGUAUACGGGGCGGCGAAGGAGAAGCAGAAGAUACAAGUGCAAUGGUGUCUAUAAGCCACGAUGGAGAUUAUGCAACAGCUGUGUGCUUGGGUUCUGAGCCAAGUAAUGAGGAUAAAAGAGAUAAAGACUUACAGACAUAGCAUACUAUAUAUACAAGUUUUAGUAUAUUAGUUAUAAGAAUAAUAACUUUAAGAAGAUAU